Papilio machaon (common yellow swallowtail) is the source of this 1688-nucleotide messenger RNA. RefSeq names its product phospholipase A2 group XV. Lineage: Eukaryota; Metazoa; Arthropoda; Insecta; Lepidoptera; Papilionidae. The record is from RefSeq and is a predicted model, not a curated record. Gene Ontology annotation, biological process: lipid metabolic process. The transcript has 7 exons. Bases 319 to 1539 code for a protein of 406 amino acids.
GAACUUGAAACGGAGUACAACUUCGAUUUCAAAGGUUACUCGCUUUUACUUAGAUUAUAAUAAUAUUGAAUAAGUUGAAUACCUACUGAGCCAGCUUGUCUUGUUUAUGUAAACAGAGACACAGCUGACGCUUUUCCUGAUUUGUGCGUUAUCAAUAUUGUUGACUACGAUACCGCGACAGUUCACAUCGGACGAUAUUUAACGUCACAGCGUAUUUUAUACCUUGACAGUAUCAUUACGUAUAAAACACAAGGAAAUUAAUAAAGUAAUUAGUGUAUGAAUAGUUGAGUAAGGUGGUAAACAGUAAUAAUACCGAUCAUGGUAAAAAUGAAAUUGUUUUUUGCACUCGGGUUAUUAUUUAGUUUUCUUGCGAAGGAUUCCUUGGGAUUAUCGCCGGUUAUAUUAAUACCGGGUGAUGGUGGAAGCCAACUUGAGGCAAAAUUAAAUAAAACCAAUGUAGUGCACUACAUUUGUGCCAAGACAUCUACGGAUUACUUUAACAUUUGGUUGAACUUGGAGCUGUUGGUACCUUUUGUGAUUGACUGCUGGGUAGACAAUACCAGGCUGGAAUAUGACAAUGUCACAAGGACUACCAGAAACCCUGAGGGUGUGGAUAUUCGGGUCCCCGGGUGGGGAAACCCGGAACCCGUAGAGUGGCUGGACCCCUCACAUGACAGUACUGGAGCAUACUUCAAUACAAUUGGUGAUGCCCUUGUUAAAGUAGGGUAUGUUAGGAAUGUAUCUUUGAGAGGAGCUCCUUAUGAUUUUAGGAGAGCACCAAAUGAGAAUGGUGAAUUCUUUGUCAAACUGAAGACUCUAGUUGAAGACACAUAUACAAUGAACAACAAUAGUGCAGUGACAUUGCUCGUACACAGCAUGGGUGGUUCAAUGGCACUGCACUUUCUGCGCCAGCAGACCCAGUCCUGGAAAGACCAGUACAUCCGGAGGCUCAUCUCACUAUCAACUCCCUGGGGUGGGGCAGUUAAAGCACUUAAAGUGUUUGCUAUAGGCGACGACUUAGGAUCAUCUAUGCUACGUCAGAGCACGAUGCGUCUGGAGCAGGUGACGUGCCCCUCACUGGCGUGGCUGCUGCCCUCGCCGCUCGUCUGGCGACCUGACGACGUCCUCGUGCAGACUGACAAGUUCAACUACACCAUUGAACAUCUGGAGAAGUUGUUCACUGACAUGGAGCUCCCGACAGCUUGGGAGAUGCGCAAAGACACGGAGAGGUACUCGCGUGACGCCAGCGCGCCCGGGGUAGAGCUGCACUGCAUCUACGGGUACAAUCUCACAACAGUCGAACGUUUGGUGUACAAGCCGGGCUCGUGGCUGGACGGCUCGCCGCAGCUGGCGGGGGGAGAUGGUGACGGCACUGUGAACCUGCGCUCGCUGGAGGCCUGCGCGCGCUGGGGCAAGGCGGGCGGAGCGCGCAAUGCACGACACCCUGUCAAGCUGGUCCCGCUGCCCGGCGCAGAGCAUCUCCGCAUUCUGCACGACCCACGUGUCCUGCAGUACAUCCUCACCGUGCUGCAGCACUGAUUCAGACUACCCGCACUUCGAUCACCGACGCAGUAUAGAUAUAGUCACACAACUUGCCUUUGAUGCUCGUACUUUAUAUAGUGCACUGACAUUCAAUCAAAACAAGUAGACAGUCAAAUUUAAUCUAUUUUAAGUAUAACUUUAAAAUA